AAAUCGAAACCAAUCUGUACAAUAAAAAAACAAAAAAAACCGUUAGAAUCGGCAAAGUCUCCAUUUUAGCCCCAGAGUCCGGAGCAGACCUCAGCCAACCUCCACACUUCAACCUACUGGACAAUGGCUCUUCAUCAGCAGUCUCCUUUUUACAACCCAAGAAUCCCCUUCACUGGAGCAAUCCAUGGUGGUCUGCAGGAGGGGAAGACGAUUACCAUCAGUGGACGAGUCCUGCCCGGAGCAGACAGGUUCCAUGUGAAUUUGCAGUGUGGUUCCAGGACCGAUGCGGACAUUGCGCUCCAUAUUAAUCCCCGGUAUAACACUGACUAUUGUGUGGUUACCAACACCCUCUACAAUGGCACCUGGGGCGCUGAAGAGAGGAAGAAAAACUCUAUGCUCCUCGCUGGCUCUCCCUUCAGCCUGCUCAUCACAGUCGGCCGUGAUUCCUUCCAGCUGAAUGUCAAUGGCAGUCACUUCAUGGACUACAGACAUCGUAUUGCAUUUCAGCAGGUGGACACCAUCGGAGUAGGUGGGAAAGUAGAAAUUUCCUCCAUUGCCUUCCAGGACUCUAUGUUCCCUGGACACAUGGUAUUUCCUGCUCAGCCUGCAUAUCCUACACAUGUAGCCUAUCCCCCCCAGGCUGCCUUCCCUUCUGGUCCGGCGUUUCCACUUCUCCCUGGAUUCCCUGGCUUUACUCCUGCAAUGCUUGCCCUUCCAUUCAGGAGAGCCAUCAAUGGUGGACCUGGCAUGACCAUCAAUAUCCAGGGGACUGUUCACCCCAGAGCCACACGGUUCCAUGUGAAUCUUAGCUAUCACUCUGGCAUCGCUUUGCAAUACAAUCCACGUUUCAGUGAGAACGUUGUGGUCCGAAACACCAAGCAGGGGGAGAAGUGGGGCACUGAGGAGCGCGAUGGAGGGAUGCCCUUCCACCAGGGACAGCCUUUCACGUUGACCAUGUGUUGUGAGAAUAACUCCUUCAGGAUCAUGGUCAAUGGGAUCCAAGUACACACUUACAACCACCGUUUGGCUCCGCGCGGACACAUAUCCACUCUGGAGAUUGAAGGUGACAUCAGUCUGACCUCUGUGAUGGUGUAGAGAACCCCGAUCUGUGGCUGGCAACUCAACAUCUUACCCACAUAGUCACCACAAAACCACAACUUGUUGCAUUCAUCAUGGAAUUCAUUCUAAUUGAUUACCUGGGUAUUUACUAGAUAUUCCAUUUUUACUUCCUGCUUUUUCAAAACACAAAUAAUCAUACUCUCAUUUUUGUAUUAUUAUUGACUAUACAUUUCCUGAACACACAGCAACAAAUUACUAUAUAUAUGUGUAUAUAUAUAUAUAUAUAUAUAUAUAUAUAAAGCAGUUACUCUGUCAUUUACUGAUAUCAGACUGACUUCGGCUAAGAAAGGGAACUGGGUUCAGUGGGUUUCUUUAAAUAAAUAAUUCAAUGUUGUAAAGUUCAAUUACUUCUUAACUGUGUAAUCAUUAAUGCUUUGUGACACUGAUAUUAAAGUUAAAUUUAACAA
This is a messenger RNA of Scophthalmus maximus (turbot), 1526 nucleotides long. RefSeq names its product galectin-9. Lineage: Eukaryota; Metazoa; Chordata; Actinopteri; Pleuronectiformes; Scophthalmidae. The record is from RefSeq and is a predicted model, not a curated record. Bases 124 to 1095 code for a protein of 323 amino acids. The transcript is spliced from 8 exons. Gene Ontology annotation, molecular function: carbohydrate binding.